Messenger RNA from Dromiciops gliroides (monito del monte), 5768 nucleotides. RefSeq names its product limb development membrane protein 1 (gene LMBR1). The transcript is spliced from 17 exons. The coding region runs from base 144 to 1616 and encodes 490 amino acids. The record is from RefSeq and is a predicted model, not a curated record. Lineage: Eukaryota; Metazoa; Chordata; Mammalia; Microbiotheria; Microbiotheriidae. Gene Ontology annotation, molecular function: transmembrane signaling receptor activity. Gene Ontology annotation, biological process: signal transduction.
CGUCGUGCCCGCGCCCGUUCUCGCUCUCGCUCCCGCUCCGGUCGCAGCACUCCCUCCCCAGCCCCCAGCCUCCGGCCCCCGGGCGGGCGAUGGUGCCGCGGUGCUGGCGGAUCUGUGCGGCGGAGCGGAGGGCAUGAAGGAGGAUGGAAGCAGAGGACGAGGUGUCCCUCCGGGAGCAGCAUUUCCACAGCCAAGUGCGGGAGUCCACGAUAUGCUUUCUUCUGUUUGCUGUUCUCUACAUUGUUUCAUACUUCAUCAUCACAAGAUACAAGAGGAAAUCAGAUGAACAGGAAGAUGAAGAUGCCAUUGUCAACAGAAUUUCGCUGUUUUUGAGCACCUUCACGUUAGCAGUUUCAGCUGGUGCUGUUUUGCUUCUUCCUUUCUCAAUAAUCAGCAAUGAAAUCCUCCUUUCUUUUCCACAAAACUACUAUAUUCAGUGGUUAAAUGGCUCCUUGAUUCAUGGUUUGUGGAAUCUUGCUUCUCUCUUUUCCAACCUGUGUUUGUUUGUGUUGAUGCCUUUUGCCUUUUUCUUUCUGGAAUCAGAAGGGUUUGCUGGGCUGAAGAAGGGAAUCAGAGCACGAAUUUUGGAAACUGUUGUUAUGCUGAUUCUUCUUGCACUGCUUAUUCUUGGAAUAGUAUGGGUAGCGUCUGCUCUCAUUGACAAUGAUGCUGCCAGUAUGGAAUCAUUAUAUGAUCUCUGGGAAUUCUACCUACCUUAUUUAUAUUCCUGUAUAUCAUUAAUGGGAUGUUUAUUACUUCUUUUAUGCACACCAGUUGGGCUAUCACGAAUGUUUACAGUCAUGGGUCAGCUGUUGGUGAAACCAACAAUUCUUGAAGACCUGGAUGAACAAAUUUAUAUUAUUACACUUGAAGAAGAAGCACUUCAAAGGAGACUAAAUGGGUCAUCUUCAUCAGUGGAAUAUAAUACAAUGGAACUGGAAAAAGAGCUUGACAAUGUGAAGGCAAUGAAGUCAAAAUUAGAGAGACGAAAAAAAGCUUCCGCAUGGGAACGGAAUUUGGUGUAUCCUGCUGUCAUGGUCCUUCUUCUUAUUGAAACAUCUAUUUCAGUCCUACUCGUUGCCUGCAACAUUCUUUGCCUCUUGGUUGAUGAAACUGCAAUGCCAAAGGGAUCGAGGGGGCCUGGCAUAGGAAAUGCUUCCCUUUCUACUUUUGGUUUUGUGGGAGCAGCACUUGAAAUAAUUUUGAUUUUUUACCUUAUGGUGUCCUCCGUUGUCGGCUUCUAUAGCCUCCGCUUUUUUGGGAGCUUCACUCCCAGGAAGGACGACACAACUAUGACAAAGAUCAUUGGAAACUGUGUUUCAAUCUUGGUCUUGAGUUCUGCGCUACCUGUAAUGUCAAGAACCUUGGGAAUUACUAGGUUUGAUCUUCUUGGAGAUUUCGGAAGAUUUAACUGGCUGGGGAAUUUCUACAUUGUGUUAUCCUACAAUUUGCUGUUUGCUAUUGUGACAACUCUGUGUCUAGUCAGAAAGUUCACCUCUGCUGUACGAGAAGAACUUUUCAAGGCUUUAGGUCUUCACAAACUUCAGCUCUCAAACAAUACAAGAGACUCAGAAACAACCAAAUCUUCUGCAAAUGGACAUCAGAAAUCACUGUGAGAGACACAAUCAAUAAUCUUUUACAGUCAGAAGAACUGAAAAUUCCGACCUCAUGACAUUCCUGUCACCGUCAUCAGAAUAUUUUUUGUACUAAAUUUUGGUUCAUAUUUUGAGCUCCAGCUUGUAAAUGUCAUUUUCCACACUGUACUUGUGAGAACCUGGUUACUUCAGAUUCGACUUUUUCUAGUCUACUUUUUGAUCUACGCUGUACUUACAUGUGAUACAGUUUCCUUGAAGACUGGAAGCUGAGAAGAACAUGGAAUUCCUUUUCUGCAGACAGAGUAUAUUACAUCAAUAGAUAUAACGUCCUUAUUACCAUGUUUAGGAAAAUGCUGUCUUUGCCUAAUAGGAAAAUGCACUUAAAAACAGAUUUUGAGGUAUUUAACAGAUUCAUUUAAAGUCCAUCACAAACUGGACCAAAACUUAUAUAAACAUUAAUAGAAGAUGUUUUUGAAAGUAAGUGAAGAUCUCACCCAAAAUGCAGUUUUUAAAUGCUUGUGAAUGUCAGUUAUUGUAAUGUAAGUUGCAAUAGAACUAGUGAUUAGCAUUCCAGAUUAAUAUUUGAAAAUUACUUUUUAAAGUUUUCUAUAGGUUUAGUUUUACAUAAUAGAAGCGUUAGCUUCUGUUUAUUGUUACAGACUAUAUGGAUCAGCUGAUGAGCCCAAGGGACAAAUACUAACUUCCUUCUUAAACCUGAGCCUGGUAUGUUUGUUAGAGAGCCACAGAAAUGUCUUAUGUUUUGCAUUAGAAUAAGCUAUGGUAAAAAGUAUUAUGUAGUCACAUUCGCUCUAUGAAAUUGUGUCUGUUCUAUUCAACAUUACCUCCCAUAAUAGUGGCCAGUGUGGGAAUCCCACUUGUCAUUUUGAUUUUACCUUAUAGGCUUCAAGUACCCAUGGUUUUCUUGGCCUUUAGGUAAGCUAACAUCAUUUCCCUAUUCUUAUAUGGCCUGACAACUGAAAUAAGCUGAAAUAAGCCACUUAAAUCACUGAGGUUUUUAGUCCUUAGUUACUGUUUCAUAUACUAAUAACAAUGUCAGGCUUUAAAAAAUUUAAAUCUGGCACCUACAAUCCAUGCAGAAACAGAUUUGGUGUAAGAAAAGUUUUGCAGUGCAGUGUGAUCUAAGUAAUAAUUUUUAAAAUUAUCUAUUUCUAUCAGACGAUUUUGCUGACUCUAAUGCCAUUGAUUGAAAAAUAUAAAAUCUUAUUCAACAUUAUCAUACAUGUGUAAAAUGCCCAGAAUCCUGCAUGUAAAAUGUAUAAUAUGGACACAUUUGCACACAAUUCAUAUAUAUGCAAUUUAUAUAUACACACAUGCACUAUGUGUAUGAGAAUAGAUUGUCUGUGUUCAGACAAGGUUACUAAAAUGUUUGUUUUUCACAUUGCUGAACUUAAGGACGUGUGUGAGUGUGACUGGUUGUGUGUGUGUGUGUGUGUGUGUGUAUGUUUGUGUGUGUGUUGUGUGUGUUUAUUUCCAUAAAACUGGAAUGUGUAUAUUUGGCAUCUUAAACUUUGCUUUUAUUUAGAACCCAGUGAUGAGGAAAUGACUUUAACUUUGUAAGAGUCAUCUGUUUCAUGCAGCCAGCUACUGUUCAGUUUUCCCUUCCCUUCAGAGAGAUCCAAAGCCUAUCAAAUAUAUAGUAUGGGUUUUGGGGGGAAAAAAAAAGAACACUCAGUGUUUCUAAACACCACAAGAAUCCAGGACUAGUGAAUUUCCUGAAGCAGUCUUAUCUGAGUGGAGAUAGUACCAAGAAUAUGAAGUCCAUAGAUAAUUAAUAAAGAUCAGCUGCCUAGCUACUGCUUUCUUAUUUCACUAUUAAUAAUCAUUUAAGCACCAGUUAUGUGCAAGGUAUUGUACAGGAGAUUGGAUUACAGUCCCUGCCUAAAGGAUUUAUGAACUGGACUUAACAGAUAAGAUCAGAUAAAGGCAAUAAGAGGGAAAUAUUCUCAGAAGCCAAGAUGAUUAUGUUGUAUGGUCUUUAGAAGUGUCUAUAGCAUUUGAGAUUUGCAUUGUAUACCCAAGGGAAGAGUUCUGGGGUAUGGGCUUGCUAUCAAAGAAGUGGUGAGUAAAUUAUCUUCUCAGAAAUUGUUCCUAUUUGUUAAGCUUUUGGAAUGUAUAGAUAUUUAUUUCCAAAAUGGAUAUGAGCAAGAAGCAAGUGGUAUACAGUAUGCAAAGAAAUUUUUCUUUCAUAUUUUAAUCUUAUUUUUUAAUUCUUCUCAGAAGAGAUGAGGGUGAUUGUGAUGAGCACAAAUCAUUAAAUGAUUCACAGCUUACUACAUAAUCACAAUAGAUUUAGAUCCUAAAAACAACCACUCUGUUUCUAAUAAUUUAUUUUUCAAAUUGUUUCUGAAACAUUUGCUAUUAAAGUUCAUCUACCUGAGCCCUCCCUACCCCCCAUCACCCCAUUUUUUUUUUUUUGCACUGAAGGUCCAUGACGGGAGGGAUUACAAAAUAGCCAACCAAGAGUCUCCAUCACAAUCUUCCUUUCCUCUCUGAUGUCUGUUAGUGGGAGAGAUUUUGCUACAGAAAAGAGGCCCACAUGUUAAUUGUUACAUCCAUUUUUAUUUCUAUUUAGAUAGGCACUGAUAUGAGACUAUGCUAAAUCUAGAGAUUGCUUUAUCAUGCACUCCCCCCGCCCCCACAUUCCUGUAUCUGUUUAAUGGAAUGUUAAAAGCUCUAGUCACAAAGGUUUCUUAGAUUAACACACUUAAAUGGGAGAAAGAUACCUGAAAUAGCCCUGGGAGGAGGCAGUGUGAUAUGGGAGAUCAUUAUGAAUUGGUUCUUCACUAUUUUUAAUCAAUUGCAUAAAGUAUUUGAACCAAUGUCUGCUGCUUUGUCAUGAUAUUACCCAAAUUUGACAUCCACUUAGCCCCUUAAUGUACACUCUGUAUACAAAUAAAUUUUCUACAUACAAAAUCUCAGAGCUAAGUGUGGAAAGCAAUUCGUGUAUAUUUUAUUAAACCAUCCUUUGAACUGCCAUAAAUGACUGCUUGGAUAUAGGUGAUGUGUUCUUAAUUGUUUUGACUCUUGAGUUGCAUUAAAGGUGCUUGUAGAGCUGAUCUUGGUGACAUUAACAUCUGCCUCAUUUAUUGUGAGUGAUACAUAGGUAGCCUUCUUUCUCUGUUGCCCCAGUGUCAAUGUACCCUAAAUAUGACCAAAAUGGGUUUAAAAUUCUAUUUAAGCUGGUUAUGUGGCUUUGUUGUUGUUGUUGUUGUUGUUGUUGUUAGCACAGUAUUUUAUGCACAAUGGCAGGACUCUUGUAAUAUGAUCUUUUUUGUUUUGUUUGAAAAAUGUAAGUACAUCUACAGUAUUGACUUUUUAAACUUUUAAACUAAAAUCACACUGUUGUGAUGCUACUUUACAAAUUUUCGAACUCCCUGGUAAAUGAUUCUUGUUUAUAGAUUGUACUGUAAUAUUUUAUCUUUUGGUCAUGUUUGUUCCUCUGAGAUACUUUUGAGUGUGACUGUUUUAAAAUGUCUUAGAAAUUAAAGAGUUUUACAAAAAGUCAUUUCAUAUUCUGGUUUGGAAGUACUGAAGAAAAGUAUUUUAAGAUCUUAAAUACAACAAUAGCAAAAGUUUAAAUGUAUUACAGGUUAUUUUGAUUUGUAUUAUAUAAUGGUAAGUCAUAUACACACAUAUACAGAGUGUGUGUGUAUUCUGGGAACGUUACUUAAUACAGCUAGUUUCUUAAAGCAUUUAAUAGCGAUUCACUAUGUCUAAUAAAUGUAGGUAUAUAAAUAUAUGGGGUAGAUAGGUGAGUGCUAGGCCUCAUCUUCCUGAGUUCAAAUCUGGCUUCAGACACUUUGGUAUCUUUGCCAGGAAAACCCUAAAUUGAGGGGUCAAAAACAGUCAGACACAACCGAAAAUGACUGAACAAUAAUAACAUGUCUAAAGUAUUAAGGCUGAUUUUUGUGUGUGGAUUAUAGAAAUUUCAUUCCCUUAGCCACGCAUGUAUAUGUUUAGAUUGUAUUUAGAAACUUACCUAUUUGUUUAUAAAGAGUACCUUUUAGCUGGAAGGACUUUUUAUAACGUUGGUUAAGUGAGCUAUUCUCUCUGGGCUUGUUUUCUCAGUUUUGGACCAGAAAAUGAUCUCUAAGGUCUCUUCCCCCUCUAAAAUUCUCUGGGCCUUCCCCAUAGGUGCCACAUAGCUAGCCA